AUGAUGAGAGAAAUUGACGGUAAUUAUCGUUACGAUAAGAAAGAUUCAUCAUCAAAUCUUAAGCCAAAUUUAUCUUUGAACAAAAUGUCAAAAAAGAAUCAACAAACAACUGCUGAUGCUUUUGGUACAUCAGAUGCCUAUAAUCUGGAAGAAAUGAUCGCUUUCAUUCGUCAAAAUCAAAAUAUCGCGUUUGGUGUUCAUGAACAUCUUACUCACCAUACCCAUCCUCACCACUCAAGUGAUAAUGAUGAUGCACAGAUAUCAAAACAACAACGGUUAAAACGUGCUGUUUCAAGCAAUCUUCCAUGCCUUUUUAUUGAAUACGAACAAGCAGAAAACCUGAAGAAUAGACCAUCGGAUAUAUCAGCAGCACGUGUAAUUGAAGGUUAUUUCAAACAGCAAGGAAUCGCAAUAUCGUUCUCACUAGUCGGGGAUGCAGAUAACAAAUUAAAAUUAGGAGUAAGCAACAAAGAGGCGUAUGCAACUUUAAUAAAUACGGAUAAAUGGUCGUCACAAGUCAAUAAUAUCAACAUCACCGUGAGUGAGCCAAAAUUUACUCCCGAUUCCUUUGUGCUUGUGGUUCGAUAUGUACCUCUUCAGUACCAUGACGAGUUUGCCAAGGAAGAAAUUAAACGAAAUCUUCAAUCAGUCGAAAAUAUCAGACAAAUUCAGUAUCGUUUCCAAAGAAGAACAAACGAUUUUUGUUUCGUUAUUAAAGAUCCGGAUGAAUAUAAUUCAACUUUAAAAUUAGGUCGGAUAUCGAUUGGAAAUACAUUUUGCACCAUUACACCAUUCCUCACUGGUAAUAGAAUGACUUAUUUUACUCGUCGCUGGUGUUUAGGUCGUAUGAGAGAUAAAUGUAACGGAGAAUAUUCACGUUGUCGAAUAUGUCUUGAUAAUCUUAUAAACGGUCAAACACAUGUAUGUUCGAAUACAGUCCGAUGUGCUCAGUGUGAUGGAGAGCAUCAUUCGUUAUCUAGUGAAUGUGAAAAAGUAGUUGAAUAUCGAUCUAAUCUAAAAGAACAAGCUGAAAAUGCAUUGUCAGCAGGCAAGCUACAACGUUUAGUGCCUCAAGACCGUGUUCAACUAACGGAAUUUCAGCUGAAACAAAAUGAAUUCCCGUCACUGCCAUCACUAAUGUCUUUCACUACUCCAUGGAAAAUAACUUCAGUGUAA
Messenger RNA from Rotaria socialis, 1176 nucleotides. The record is from the annotation of a GenBank genome assembly. NCBI's taxonomy places the organism in Eukaryota, Metazoa, Rotifera, Eurotatoria, Philodinida, Philodinidae.